AUGGAUUCAAAUUCGUUUUCGCUCCCCUCUCCCUUGUCCCUUUCCCCCUCACCCAGUGACGGACCGAGCGCUCAAUAUGAAGAUAUCGGCAUAAUGGAGGAGCAGAAGCCUCUCAAGGUCGUCACUCGAACCUGGACCCCGGCAGGAUCACUGGGAUACUUCGGCCAUGAUCGAUACGGACUUCUCUCUCUCGUGUCCCUCGCCACAAACACAGAGAUCCGUAUUGAGGAAUUGGGUGAUAAUACCCAUAUCCAAAUCCGGUCUACAGCUGAGUGCGAGAUCCAGGAGGCGAUGGAGAAGCUCGAUAAGCUCGCAGUAGUCAUGAACUUAACUGAUGCCCCCCAUCAUGUAUCCAUGGUCGUCGCCUCUCAGUCCCCCUCAUUGAGAUACCGGAUUAGGGACCUCACAGCCACCCAGCUGGCCAUUCAGCGUGUUCUUUUGGACACGGCCACACCGUUAGGUGAAGUGCUGGCCAUGCAAGCCCUGGUUACGUACCACUACAACACGAAGAUCAAUUCCUGGAAUCUGCUCGACCAGUUGGACAAGCCACCAGCCCUACAGACGGCUGCAAAUUAUCCAGAAAUGAUCCAAGCGUGGAAGGACUUCCGUUUCCCAGGAAAUGGUAGUAGCAACGUAUACUCUGACUUUUUGCCCUCAGUCUUCAGCCCCCAGUGGUCUACGAAGACCGAUACUGGCUCCGAGCAUCAUCCUUACCUGGUUAACUACUUCUGGAACGCCGGCUGUGACUUCGUCGUCCGGUUUGCUUCUUACUAG
Molecule: messenger RNA, 774 nt
Organism: Penicillium odoratum
Lineage: Eukaryota; Fungi; Ascomycota; Eurotiomycetes; Eurotiales; Aspergillaceae
Exons: 3
Coding region: 1-774 (257 amino acids)
Source: RefSeq, a predicted model, not a curated record